Messenger RNA from Panicum virgatum (switchgrass), 1419 nucleotides. RefSeq names its product PGR5-like protein 1B, chloroplastic. Gene Ontology annotation, cellular component: chloroplast thylakoid membrane. The transcript is spliced from 10 exons. Bases 147 to 1151 code for a protein of 334 amino acids. Gene Ontology annotation, molecular function: oxidoreductase activity, acting on iron-sulfur proteins as donors. The record is from RefSeq and is a predicted model, not a curated record. NCBI's taxonomy places the organism in Eukaryota, Viridiplantae, Streptophyta, Magnoliopsida, Poales, Poaceae. Gene Ontology annotation, biological process: photosynthetic electron transport in photosystem I.
CACCACACACGAACCAAAAAGUAUCUCCCGCGCACGCGCCGGCGCCCGCGCUCUCCCUCCUCGCUGCUCCGUCUCGCCGCGGCGACGCGCGCGCCCGCCUAGAGCGGUAGAGAGCCCCCACCCCGCCCGCCGCGCGCGCGCGCGCCAUGGCCUCCGACGCGCGGCUCUCCCUGCCGUGCCGCCUCCCCGCGCGUCUGCCCCCGCCCCCGCCGCCGGCGCUCCGCCGCUCGCCCCGCGCCUCCCCCGCGGCGGUGGCGUCCACCUCCCCGAGGUGCCGCGUCUCGAUAACGGCGGUGCCGGCGCGCCCCCGCGGCCGGUGGCGGGCCCGCGCCGCCGGGGGCGAGGUGCAGGGCCAGGUGCAGCAGCAGCAACAGCGGGAGGAGAACGAGGAGGUGGUGGACAGCAACGUGCUCCCCUACUGCAGCAUCGACCGCAAGCAGAAGAAGACCAUCGGGGAGAUGGAGCAGGAGUUCCUCCAGGCGCUGCAGGCGUUCUACUUCGACAAGAAGGCCAUCAUGUCCAACGAGGAGUUCGAUAACCUCAAGGAGGAGCUCAUGUGGGAAGGCAGCAGCGUUGUUAUGCUAAGCCCGGAUGAGCAAAGGCUUCUGGAAGCCUCCAUGGCAUAUGUGGCUGGCAACCCCAUCAUGACGGAUGCUGAAUUCGACGACCUCAAGUUGAGAUUGAAGAAAGAAGGAAGCGACAUUGUACAGGAAGGUCCAAGGUGCAGCCUACGGAGUCGAAAGGUUUACAGUGACUUGACUGUUGACUACUUCAAGAUGUUCCUGCUGAAUGUUCCAGCGGCUGUUGUAGCUCUAACACUAUUCUUCUUCUUGGAUGAUUUGACGGGAUUUGAGAUCACAUAUCUUCUUGAGUUGCCAGAGCCUUUCAGUUUCAUCUUCACAUGGUUCGCUGCACUGCCUUUAAUAUUUUGGAUAGCACAGUCUAUCACUAAUGUUAUCGUGAAAGACUUCCUGAUUUUGAAGGGCCCAUGUCCAAAUUGUGGAAAUGAGAACAUUUCCUUCUUCGGGACUAUAUUGUCAGUGCCUAGUGGUGGUGCAAAAAACAGUGUGAAAUGCGCAAAUUGUGGCACUGAGUUGGUGUACGAUUCGGCAUCCCGGUUGAUUACACUCCCAGAACUGGCAGAGGCAUAAGUAAAGGUGGUUUAGGUUUCACUAGGAGGAGAGAUGGCCGAGCAGAUCCUGUGAUCUACAGCACAAAACAAGGCCUGACCUACAGUCGGGUGACAAAUCGUGCAGUGAUGUUUGUUUGUCAUGCUGGUCGAUGUGUAUCAUAAACAAAUGUAGAUAUUUGUACUAUACAGUGUUGAUGAAAUGGAGAUACGUGCAUAGAGUGUACAAAGAAAAACUAGCCAUAUAUGUUCGUACUAUCUUACCAUAUCAUUCCCUGUCUGAAGAACUU